Molecule: messenger RNA, 2328 nt
Organism: Ixodes scapularis (black-legged tick)
Lineage: Eukaryota; Metazoa; Arthropoda; Arachnida; Ixodida; Ixodidae
Exons: 6
Coding region: 12-1778 (588 amino acids)
Biological process (GO): extracellular matrix organization; cell adhesion
Cellular component (GO): extracellular matrix
Molecular function (GO): cell adhesion molecule binding
Source: RefSeq, a predicted model, not a curated record
GCACUGUCGCUAUGGAUGCGCGAGCUGCCACCCUCUGCUGUCUUCUGGUUGUCGGCGCGCUCGGCCAGCUCACCGAGCCGCGUCUCGAGGCCGGUGGCUGGCAGCCCGUGCUGAGCCGCGCGGCCGCGUCACCCGGCAAGCCGGAGUCCAAGCUCCAGAUCCUCAAAAGCGGUGGCGCCCGGAGCCUGCCGCCAAAGCGGGACCGGUCUUUGGGUGCCGAAGCUCGACACGACAUCCCGGCCUUCUACGUCUGGUUACCCACCGAGCUGCUAGACCACAUUCGACCCCAGGGUCAAAACUUUGCUCAGCUCCAGUCUCCGGCGGAGUAUCAGCGGUCCAGGCCAAACUACCUGCCCAACCAGAACAUCGACGAUAUGCCGAUCAUAGCGCAAAACCCAAACGUGGGCCUCCGGAGCCCCGAGGAUGGUGGCUACUCGCUGCAAAGGGGCAAGGGACACUCGUUUCGACCGCCAACUGAACUUCCCAGGCCUCAGGGAUACGAUAUGUCGGGUCCUGGAAUGACCGACGAUUUGCCUCCGUUUGUGGGUCGCCCGCAGUCGUCCAAGGCGGGUUUCAGCGGUGACAAACUCAGGAGGCCCUCCGGUGGCUACGGAGGAGUUCUUCCGGAUAGCCCGAAGACAACGUACAAUUUGGGUGCAAAGGACAAUGGUCAAACCUUCUUCAAGCCUCCGGGCCAGCAAAGAGAGCACAAGAGCUACAACGGAUUCGACUCUGGUUACCAGAUGCCCCCUGGACAGGGUACCUUUUACUCGCCCGGAAAGCCCGGAGGUCCGGCUGGGCGGCCCGUUGAAGAGGAGCAUCCUGAAGUCAAUCAGCUGGACCCAAGGCGUCGUCCGGCAUGUAGCCCCGUCACGUCGGCGGCCGCGGCUGUCACGAACCUGGGCAACCGCUCCCUGAGACAAGUGGCCGACAGCCUAGGCGCCGCUGCCUUCCUCGAUCGGGUCGGCAUCACGGAGGGCGAACUGUUGGCUCUCACUGGACAAGACGGGGCCUACACGCUGUUCCUGCCUUCGGACGAGAGCCUGGACCUGAUCUCUCCCCAGCUGCUGGACAAAUGGCGACUGGAGCGGGACUCCCUGCAGCGGGCGCUGCUCAAUCACAUCCUGCCCUCGCGGAUAGCGCUCGAGGAGCUCCAACGCGGUGGCACUUUCGCCACCAAGGCCGGAAACAACGCGAUGGUCAACGUUCAACGUCACACUCGCGGGAUCGUGACGGUGAACGGCCAGCGCAUCGUGGCGGCCGACGGCAGCGGGCCCCAGGGAGGCAUCGUGCACGUCAUCAGCGGAGUGCUGUCGCCGGCUGCGGACCGGGACGUCAUGACCACCAUCGCGGAGUGCGGAAAGUACGAGGGCUUCCUCACCCUGGCCACGGGCACCGGAGUCGCCAACAUGCUCAAGGACGGUCAGCACACCCUGUUCCUGCCCAGCAACGACGCCCUCUCCAAAGUGCCGGCGGAUGAACUCAAGGUUUACCAGAAGAACGUCACCGCUCUCAAAGAAUUCCUGCUGUAUCACAUCGCGGAAGGAAUCCAUUACAGUCACGACCUCCGGGACGGCCAGUACCUCAAGUCACUGAACAACGACCAGCCCAUUAGAGUCAGCGUCAACGUGGACGGAUGCAAUCGUCGCCUGUACGAAGCCAACAACUCCCCGCUGUACCGGGCCGACAUUCCUGCGUCGAACGGCGUCGUCCACGUCAUCGACUGGGUCCUCCUCCCGGGAGACCACAAGUGGUGCAACGGAGUCGUCCUGCCAUGAGCCGAGCCCGCAACGCGGCCCCUUGGACACGUGCCUCGGUCACGCAGCAGGCGGCACCCGUGCCACCCUAGUUGUCGAGCCUUCGCUUCCGUCCUGCUCGCGUUCAACUGCCAGGACGCGCUCGCUUAUUUUGUUAGUGUUUUCCAACACAUCGCCCGCACGCGCACCCCACCGACGGUGAUGGUGUCAAGCGUUUCGGGUUUAACAGCUCUUCUGCCAUGUACUACCCCGAACACAUCAUAAAGUGGCGCAUUACCGCAUCGUGACGUCCGAAUCGCUGGUACGAUUCGACGCCCUCACAACAACCCGCUCAUGUUCAGGCAUCUGACGAAAGUGGAUGCCGCGCUUCUUUGUAGCGAUCGACGUCCUGGCGUUAAUGCACUCCCGAGGAAGCGAAGAGACUGCGGCAUGCCGUUGCAACGUGCCCCUCAUAUAUUUUUUUUUUUUCGCGAACAGGUCAUUGAUGGCCUCGGGUAUCAACAACAGUCUUCUUAUUUAUAGGUGUUUCGAGCGAAGUUUCACAAUAAACGUCAUCUACUUCUCCUAGUAA